Messenger RNA from Tachysurus fulvidraco (yellow catfish), 4384 nucleotides. RefSeq lists its product as uncharacterized. Lineage: Eukaryota; Metazoa; Chordata; Actinopteri; Siluriformes; Bagridae. Gene Ontology annotation, biological process: DNA integration. Bases 687 to 3158 code for a protein of 823 amino acids. The record is from RefSeq and is a predicted model, not a curated record. Gene Ontology annotation, molecular function: nucleic acid binding. The transcript is spliced from 2 exons.
UAGAGGUCGUCAUAGGUCAUGAAACCGAGCCCUUUGCUCAAAGAACUGCACUAGGCUGGAGCAUUAUAGGAACAGUUAACCCUCUCUUAGAUAGACAGGGAAGACAGAGUUUUGUUCAUCGAAUCGCUGUGAAAGAGAUACCUGUGCCAGCUGCUGCUGAUGUGCUGAAGAUCUUAGAAGCAGAUUUCAAUGAGAGGAGUUAUGAGGAAAAGUAUGCAUCCCAAGAGGACAUCCGUUUCAUACAACUCUUAAGCGACAAAAUAAGACAGAAGGAGAACGGACAUUAUGAGAUGCCACUUCCCUUCAAAGGCAAUGGUCUACCUUCACUUCCUAACAAUAAAAGGCUGGCCACUGAUCGGCUGCAACACCUGAAGAAAAGGUUAAAGUCUAACAGACAGUAUUAUGACCAUUACUUGACCUUCAUGAAUGAAAUAAUCGAAAGGGGUGAUGCAGAGCUAGCACCUCCAGCAUCUGAAGGAGACACUGUUUGGUACAUCCCACAUCAUGGAGUGUACCACCCAAGGAAGCCAGAUAAGUUAAGAGUAGUCUUUGAUUGCUCAGCUAAGUUCUGUGGAAUCUCUUUAAACGACACCCUACUGACAGGUCCAGACCUUAUCAACUCACUCGUGGGAGUCCUGUGUCGCUUUAGAAGGGAAGCAGUAGCUGUGACAUGAGACAUUGAAAGGAUGUUCCACCAGUUCUACGUCUCUCCUGAAGGUCGCAAUUACUUGAGAUUUCUCUGGUGGAAAGACGGACAGUUGGAAACUGAACCUCAGGAGUAUAGGAUGACAGUCCACCUUUUUGGUGCUGCAUCUUCCCCAGGGUGUGCCAACUUUGGCCUUAAGUAUUUAGCGCAACAGCACAAGGCUAACUACCCUUUAGCCUCAGAGUUUGUAGAAAAAAACUUCUACGUGGAUGAUGGAUUAAUCAGUGUCCCAACAGUGCAGGAAGCUAAAGAUCUGAUUCUCCAGACACAACAAUUGUGCAAGGUUGCAGGCCUACAUCUGCAUAAGUUCAAUUCAAAUCAAAUUGACGUCCUCUCUUGUGUAGCCCCCUCGGAAAGGGCAGUAGCCACCAAUUCCCUUAAUCUCCAACUAGACGUGAUACCAGACAGACACGUGCUUGGCAUUCAGUGGUUAAUAGAAAGUGACACCUUCACUUUCAACCUAAAUACAAAGGACCACCCUUCAACUCGCCGUGGCCUCCUAGCGGUUAUAGCCUCUCUGUUCGACCCACUUGGUUUUGUGGCUCUUUUUACUUUAAUGGGAAAACGCAUACUACAGGAGCUGUGUCGUAGAGGCAUUGAAUGGGACGAUCCAAUUCCUGAGUGCAUGCGCUCACGGUGGGAGCAGUGGAAAAAUGGACUCCAAGGAUUAAAGGAAAUAGCUAUACCAAGGUGUUAUCAUCCUCAUAACUUUGGUAACAUUGUUAGAGUGGAAUUGCACCACUUUUCAGAUGCUAGUAAUGUAGGAUAUGGCUCAUGUUCCUACUUAAGGUAUAAAAAUGACAAGGACGAGAUUCAUUGUUGUCUUGUUAUGGCUAAGGCACGGGUUGCACCUUUAAAAAUCAUAAGCAUCCCAAGAUUAGAGCUGUCAGCUGCAGUUACCUCAGCCAAGAUGAGUGUUAUGCUGAAGGCAGAGCUAGAGAUUAAAAUUGAUGAAGAAUUCUUUUGGACUGACUCUCAGGUCGUGCUGGCUUACAUCAACAAUGAAGCACGGAGAUUCAAUGUGUUUGUGGCAAACCGUGUUCAACUAAUAAGAGAGUGUACAGACCCAAGUCAAUGGCAUUAUGUUGACACAGCACAAAACCCAGCUGACCAUGCCUCGAGAGGUCUUGAGGCAGGAGAGAUCUCUUCAGUUAGUUGGUUAUCAGGGCCCAAGUUUCUAUGGGAACAAGAGGCGCUCUCACCACCUAAGCCCUCUACCGAGCUGCUUGUUGGAGAUCCCGAGGUUAAGUCAAUUCGAGUAUUUGUAAGUCAGGUCAGUGCGGUUGAAGAUAUUAUAAGCCGCUUGAGUCGUUUCUCCAUGUGGACAACAGUUGUCAAAGUUGUCGCAAGAAUCAAAAGACUAGGGUCCAAACUAAAACAGCACAAAGACUUUGUCACUGUCGAGGAACGCAAGGGAGCUGCUAAAGUGAUAAUUAAUCUCAUCCAACAACAGGCCUUCUCUAAAGAACUAAAUAUUCUUAAAGGUGACCUUAAGGAGGCAACUCUUCCAAGGUCAAGCCCUCUUUUCCGCCUUGAUCCCAUUCUGAAUGAAGGACUGCUUCGUGUUGGGGGAAGAUUGAAAGGGUCAACCCUCAGUCAAGAAUUAAAGCAUCCCAUUAUUCUGCCUAAAGAUAGCCAUAUUACUAAGUUGAUUCUAUCUCACUACCAUAACCAAAUCCAUCAUCAGGGACGAACUCAAACCCUAAUGGAACUCAGAGCUAACGGAUUUUGGACCAUCGGUGGAAGCAAAUCAGUUGCUAAGCUGAUCCACAAAUGUGUGUGGUGCCGGAAAUUAAGAAGACCGGCUGAAGAGCAAAGAAUGUCUGAACUCCCUGUAGAACGCUGUGAGGCCUCAGCCCCCUUCACAUUUUGUGGAAUGGAUUGCUUCGGCCCCUUUGUUAUUAAGAAGGGUCGCAAGGAGCACAAGAGAUAUGGACUCAUCUUUACGUGCUUGUACUCUCGAGCAGUCCAUAUUGAAAUGCUUGAGGAUAUGUCCACUGAUGCUCUCAUAAAUGCUCUAAGGUGCUUUGUUAGCCUUAGAGGAGCUGUUAGCCAACUUCGCUGUGAUCAGGGCUCAAAUUUCGUGGGAGCCAAAAAUGAGCUUAAGGAAGCCCUUAAACAAUGUGAUACAAAGGCAUUGGAGACCUUUCUGGCAGAUAAGCAGUGUGAGUUUAUUUUCAACGCUCCUUCUGCAAGUCAUGCAGGUGGCAUUUGGGAGCGUCAGAUUCGGUCCAUUCGGAGUGUGUUGAAUGUUACAAUUGCACGGUGUCAAGGAAGACUGGACGAGGCCUCUCUCAGAACACUAUUUUACGAAGCGAUAGCUAUAAUAAACAGCCGUCCAUUGCAUGUCGAUGUAAUAAAUGACCCCAUGUCACUAGAACCCUUGACUCCAAAUCAUAUCAUCCUGAUGAAAUCCAAGACUGCCUUACCCCCUCCUGGAAAGUUUGUUUGAAGAGGACAUGUAUGCUGCAAAAAGGUGGCGCAGAGUACAAUACUUAGUCGAACAAUUCUGGAGCCGUUGGAAGAAAGAGUACCUGCUGAAUGUUUCCGUAAGACAAAAAUGGCACACACCUCGACGAAACUUGAAGGUGGAUGACAUAGUCAUCAUCAAGGAAGACUCACUUCCUGGGAAUGAGUGGCGUCUUGGAAGAGUGGUUGAGACCACAGAAGGAAUUGAUGGUUUAGUCCGUCGUGUGAAAGUACAAGUUGCAGAGCGCAGGAUGUCAGGGAAAAAUUACCAUCAUUCCAAACCCUCAGUUAUUGAACGACCGAUUCAAAGGUUAGUUCUUUUAAUAGAAAGUGAAUAAUUGGUUAUCAACUUAAAGUACACUUGCAUCAGACAUGUUAUUCUAAUUGCUUUACAAGGGUGAUAUCUUCCUCCUAUAUAUGAAACCUACUUUACAUGUAGCCACUUGUUAUAAAGAAGAAAUCAUAACAUGAUUUGGUGGGAGUGUAAGUGGCUUUGGACUUUCAUUUGUUUGAACCUUUGUUCAUGUACGGCAUUUGGCAGCAUUUGUUCACGUGCAGGGUUGUGUGUGUGCGUGUGUAUGCGGAACCUGUGUUCGGGAUGAGAUUGACCGGAGGAAUUUAUUUAUGUUACGCAUGUUCACAACAUGUGCUCCUUUUUCUUGGUUAGCUGUUGGUUUUGUCUCUGCAUGUGCUCAGGGCAAUAGCAUGGAUCACAUACCUUUGUAAGUUUUUAUUUUUGCACACCGGAACUGGAUUGUCAGUUUAGCAGAGUUGGUAUUGUUUUGCACCCUUGGUAAAGCGGAGCGAGUUUCACGGUGUUAAACGGUGAUGACUGGUGGAUGCUUCAUGUUGAAGAGUACAACUCGUGAACUGAAGACGUGUCCCAAUAAAUGAUCUACACCCGUUUAGAGACUCUCUGUUCAUUUAUCGAUGCCAAGGGCUGCUACAAGCAGCCCUUUUAAAGCACUUAAUUAUUUUAAUAAUUAAAUCUGAAACAAGUGAAUAAAAUUAAAAGUAGGCUUUAACUAUGGCUGUUGGCUACAUCUUGGACAGAGGAUCUGGCUCUGUCAUGCUUUCCACGAAAAUGCCUCAACCUGGAUGAUGUAAUAUUAUUAUUAUAGACCCAGCUGCUGGGGAGCAAAUCAAACACUGGACCAGUGUUGUAAUGUAACGACGUAAAAAUACUUCGUUACUGUACUUUAGUAGAAA